AUGGAAGCGGGCGGCCAUCUUAGGUGUGUGCAUUCCGUCUGUCUAGAAUACUGGAUUCUCGAGCAUGUGUUAAGUGACGUUAGUGUAGUCUACCACUCAAGGCGUGGCAUGGAUAAGGAGAACGGUGAGGGUGGCGAUGCGGCCGGCAAGCCGCCGCCCGACGGUUUGCUGGACGCCGCUGGUCUAUUCGGAGCGUACUGGGGCCGCGACGGGUCUGGCGGGGGCGCCGCGGCCCAGGCCCAGGCCCAGGCGCAGGCCCAGGCGCAGGCGCAGGCGGCGCUCUUCGGCUUCGGCUCGCGCUACCCACCGCCGACUACCCUCGGCGUCGCAGCCAACCAGGCGGCCUCGCUCGGCCUCCACCCCGCUGCCAGUGCAGCAUGGUGGUCGAUGGCGUCACACCUAGCCGCGCAGGACUAUCUAGCUCGACUGCAGGCGUCCGGCCUCAAUUUCCCCCCGUUGGGGGACCCUUACUCCGCUCUCUCCGCUUUAUCCGGCGCCGGUGGAGGCAUGAAACAGCAGCCAAAACACCAGAAGCAGCCCAUGCGAAGUGAGAGUAGAUCCGGUCGCAGUAGCGGCAACUCGAGUGCUUCGAUGAAAGAGAAGAGUCCCUCCACGAGCGGCGCCAACUCUCAGCCGAGCAUGAGAACAUCGUACGGCUUUCCGAAGACCUCAUCCCCGUCAACGAUGCACUCCCAAGCUUCGCUCUCCAGCCUGGCAUCCCUCAACAGCUUGGUGUCGGCACCGCACCAGUCCAAGUCCUCGAGCAAACCUUCAUCUGCGUCUUCGUCGUCUAGGAAGAGCUCUUCCGGGUCUGGUAAAAGCAAGGAUCGAGACCUGGCGCUCCUGAGGGGCGAUUUGAUGCUGGCCCAGGCGGCGGCACACGGCGCCUACCACGCGGCUGUUGCCGCUGCCACCAAGGGCAAGAACAUGUCACCGCUGUAUCCUUUUGGAAUGCCGGGCUCUGAGAAGGAUAGGCACGCGGGCAUCGACUCCCUUACCGGUCUUCCGCACACCAUACUCAGUGAUCCGGCGUCAGUGCUCGGGGGCGUCCGUCUACCUCCCGACACGGAAAUCAUCAAAUACACCUCGUCAUUGGCCGGGCCUAAGGUGCCACCCGGGACGACGAACAGGGGUCGCAAGAAGACGAUAUCGCUGGACCCGCCCCAAGUCUCGGUUCACCCAUCCGCCAGCGAUAGGGCGACUCCGCUACCCAGCAAGCGGGCUAAAGUGGAGGAGUACGGGGCGCGGUCGUCCGUGGAGGUGAUCCGGCUGCCGGGCAAGGCGGAGCGCGGCGGCCCGCCGGCCGGCACGCCGCCGCCCAACCUGGCCGACUACGCGGGCAUCUCGCGCGAGCUGCUGCAGACCAUCGCCAGCCAGAGCGGCCUCAGCCUCGCCGCGCUCGAGCGCCAGCUGCAAGGCGCGCAGCCCGCGGGGGAUUCUGGCUUGAACCUGAGCACGAAGGCCGCGUCUGAAGACGCACCUCUGGACCUCGGGAUGAAAGCUGCCGCCGACGAAGACGCCCCACUUAAUCUCUCACUGAAGCCGGCACCCCCAAGCAGCAAGCAGGCGCUGGACGCGUUGUCCCGUUUGACCUCUUUUAGCAGCUCUCUAAACGCCUCUACAAAUAACGACAGAAUAUCACGUCGCAAACCGGGUGCCAAGCCGAGGCGAGUGGCUCCGGAAUUAAAUUCUCAGGUGGCUGACUCGCCACGACCUAAAUCCAGCGGAAGUGAAGACAGUGAAUCGGUGACGGGGUGGCCGAGCCGCGAGGGCCGUCCGCGCAACCUGGGCCGCGGCGUGAGCAAGCCCAAGAAGAACACGGUGGCCUCGCUGCUCGCGCAGAGCAGGGCGCUGGGGCUGCGGCCCGCGCUCGCGCACCAGCUGCUCGCCGAGACGGACCUGGAGAAACUACGAACGCUGCUCGGAGAAAGCGCGAGCACAGAUUCCGAGUGCCCGUCUGACAGCGGCCCCUCAGAUUCAGACGCCAGCGACCCGGGACGCCGCCACGACGCGCAGCUGCGACUGCCUCUAGCGCUCGGCUGGAAACGCGUGACUAUUAUCAAAGGUCUGUCACGUAACUGCAAUAUAAAGGGCGACGUGAGCUACUCGCCGCCCGAGCCCCACUCUGGACUCGCGAUAAAGUCAUUGCAGGAAAUUAACACGUUCCUGGAUUCGAACCCGUGCCCGCCGCUGUCGGCGGACAACUUCAGCUUCAGCGCGCGCACGCUGCUCGGCGAGUACGUGCAGCCGGCGCCAGACCUCGCCGAGCCGCUCGUCUUCAACGAGGCAGAGAUCACCAAGAGAUUGGAGGAGGCGCGGGCGCUGGCAGCCCUGAGCACGCCUCGGCCUACCCCGCCGCCGGUGGAGCGACGCAUAGAGCUGGCGCGGCGCCAACAAGCAGCCAGAGAUGCCAGAAGGGACGCUGGACCGCGCAGAGAGCAGGCUCGUCUUGUGCGAGAGUUAGAAAGGUCAGAAAGGGCCGAACUAGCGAAACGGGAAAAAGAGGCGCGAAGUCAACAACUCUUAGAGCAUAUCAACAAGAACCGAACGCAGCUCACCAUCGAACCGCUGCCGUCGUUACCGAAAAUUGGUACAGAUUCCAAUGAGUGGAAAAUACCGGAAAUAGUGAUGGGUCCCGCCGUUAAGACAAGCAAGGACCGCACUAUGCCGCCAAUAAGCUUAUCCCUAAUACCAGUCAGCGGACCGAAAGAGCAAAACGCGCCGAUAAAAACGCUGAACUUCGACCAAUCAGGUUGGAAGGAGGAGGUCGAAGAGUACAACGCGUUGGACAAAAUGAAGGACUUCGCCGAGAAAGCGGCCUUCGAUUUGCCGAAAAGGCCCAAAGACAAGUAUUUAGAUUUCACGCUGAUGAAAGCGACGGAGAAGAAGACCAAAACGCCCGACAAGGAGAACAACCUGGAGAAACUGAUCGACUCCUACUCGAGGAUCGGCGAGUUCAUAAACGGCUGCGACUGGUCGAAGCUGGACGCUGACGGCAGAAACGAGGACCCGACUAGCUUAGAGCAGAAAUAUUUAGAUGCCAAAAACGAGUUCAUGUCACAGAAUCUGAUGCUAAUGCCGAGGCAGGCGCAGAAGUCCGUCCUGAAAGAGAUCAUCGACCUCAGCGGCGAUGACGAGAACAUACUAAACGAUAUAAUAACGAAAAAGAUCAGCCAAGGAACGUUUAACGUGGGCAAGGACGGCGCCCUAUCGAUAUCGGUACAUCCCUACGGCAGUAAGGACAUGUACUUGGCUAAGAGAAGAAAGCAGGAGGAGUUGGAGAAGCAGAAAAUAGAAGAACAGGCGAAGAGGCAACAGGAGAGAGAGUUAAAGCGACAGCAAGCCAUUCUAUUAAAAGAACAGCAAAAGUACAUAACUGAGGAGCGCGAGAGGAGGCGCCAGCACACCACCUUCAUCCGUCAGCUGGAGGCGCGCAGGCGGUGGGCAGAGCGCGAGCGGAGGAAGCACCAGACCCUGCUGGACCGGCUCCUCGCCAAGGAGGGCAAGCUGCAGCAGAGGAAGCGCGAGAUGGAGCUGCUGGCCGAGCUCAGGAGACCUCAGGAGGAUUCGUCGUUAUCAGAUCAGAAACCAUUGCCUACACUAAGCAGGAUCCCCGGGCUAAAACUUGCUGGACAAGCUAUGGCCGAUUUGCUGCAAGUGUUCGAGUUUAUCCACAACUUCGGACAGACACUUGGAUUUGACGUGGAUUCGCUGCCCAGUCUCCACACGCUGCAGCAGUCGUUGCUGCCAGACUGCAGCGGGGAUGCCGAGGAGGAGCUCCUGCAAGUGCUGACACAACUGCUCGUCUGCGCAAUCGAGGACCCAGGCAUACCUCAUCCGGGAAGGCACACAACGUUGCUGGGACACGCGAUCCGAAUGGGCGACAUCACCCCCGCCAACCUCAGCGAGGUGCUCCGCAUCUAUCUCUACGCUAACGCCACCGGCGAGCUCAAAGCCCUAACCGGUUUAACAGCUGAGCGGGAAAGAGAGCGUAGAGUCGCCGACCACCAUCAAAGCGACGCAGAAAUGCAGCACACUUGCUCCAGCACCAAAAACGCCGCUUACUACGAGCAGCUGCAUAACAACCCUACUUACAAAUUAUCUGAAACGCUACGCGACAAGCCGUUCCUGGCGCUGAACCCGACUACAAAGGCGCGCAUGUUGGCGUACUUAUGCGACGAACUGCUGCAGAGCAAGGCCGUACUGCGGCAAAUUGACGCCUCUCUCGAACACCUUAACCAACUGCGCAAGGAGCGCUACCUCAUGGACAUGAAGAUACGCAAAGUACGCGUGCUACACCAGCGUAAAGUGCGUGCAGAACAAGCGGAGAAACAGCAGGCGCUGGCGUUGGAGCGGAUGCAGCGUCUCGUUGAAGAGAGCACCGCUAAUGUAACCCUUCCCCAUUUGCCAGAAGAAGAUCAUUCAAUGAGUGACAAGAGUGAGACACCGAAAAAACUUGACAAAGACGACUCGUCGAUUUUGGAUUCAGAAUUAAGCAAACAAGCAGAAUUACCGUCCCCUUACAAAGAUAAUACACCUAUCGAGGAGAGCGACAAAGAACUUUCACCCUUAAAAGAUCUCUCCAACAGUAUGAAGACGAAGGAAAUCAUGAACAACAAUAAAGACGAGUGUUCGCCGCCUGACAACUCUAAGAUCGACAAAGACAGUGUUAUAGGUGAUUGUGACGCAAUAUUGAGCGACUUGGAAAGUGAAGGAACUCAACCUGAAGAGGACGAGGAUAAGAACCUAUCAUCUGAAGAACUCGCACGCAAAGUGGAAAAACUGUUGAGGCAGUCAGAACAACAGUUGCAGCAACUUACCGCUGGCUCACACGCACUCAGAGCUACAUGCUUUGGACAAGACAGAUAUUGGAGAAGAUACUGGUCGCUGGGCAAAAGCGGCGGAAUAUAUGUGGAGGCAAUGGAGUCGGCCCAACCGGAAAUAUUGCCUUAUCAAGAGGCUCUAGAGACAGCUGCCUUAAAAGGUCAACCUCUGAGUGACACUGCCAAGAAAAAGAAGAAAGCCUUAAAGGACAAGAAAGAAGUAUCUGAUGAUAAACAAGAAGUAGAAACUGAAGCACAGCGCCAAGAGGAAGCUUUGAAAAGUGAAUUGGAGUUGAGAAAUAUAAAAUCCGAACUCAACUUAAGUGACCAUACUCAAAUAAUUAAGUACGAGCCUAAUGUUAAACACGGCACUUGUAAAGUUGAAGGAUCUUCAAUAAAGAUGGAGGAGAAAUACAUCCAGCAAAAGCAGAACAAAGAAGAGGAAGACCUGUUGGAUAUUGAAGAUUCAAUACCCACCGCUUUCCUAGUCCAGAAACCGACACACAAACCGAUGUUUGCGACACAAGCUGAGCCUAUGGAUAAGCCCCAAGAGAUAGUGAAAGUGGAAAAUAUUGUUAAAACAGAAUCCACAGAAAAGGAGAACCCAGAAGAGAGUAAAAAUGAGCUAGUUAAUAAUUUAGAGGAAUUAAGGAAAAUGGCAGAAGCCGUCUCAUCACAAUUAGACGCAGCGAAGAAGGCUGAAGCUGAGAUGAAAGACGACAGUGACGUUCCAGAACGACCUACAAAGAAAGAACUAUUGGAUGCAGAAAGCGCUCACGCACAUCUUUACAUGAAGAUGCUUGAGGGAAAAUGGUUCUCAAUAUUGAGACAUGAGAGCUCAUAUUUGACUAACAUUAACGAAGAAAAAUCUCACGAUCAAAAAAUACCCGAGUUCUGUGACAACGAGCAUACGUGCUCAGAAGUGGUUCUGUGCCAGGGUCAUAAGUGGGACGUGUCGAACAAUUUACAUCUACUCCAUGACCCGAGUUUAUUCACACUUAAUAGCAUGGUAACCAGUGUUCAGAUACCGACUAAUAACAUUUAUACAGAUUCCAGUCUGACUAUGUCUGGUCUAGACCAAGAAAUGAUGGACGCAAGCAUAAACAAAGAUGAUAAUGAUGAAGAUGAAGAUAUGGAGGAGGAUACCAAGGAACAAGACAAUGACCUCGAAAAGGAGUUGCAAGCGGACGCGGCAAAGAUGGAAGCGGCGGCCCAGAAAGCGAAGGCCUCGGGCCUAACGAGCCUUGGCCUGCUGAACUUCAACGCGCUGUCCACAUACGUCACCUGCGACAGCCCACCGCCAAUACAGAUGACGCCCGAAGAGGUGGAGCAGCUGGAGCAGUGCAAAGUGAACGGGCUGCCCAAGAAAUUGGAGGGGGGUUUCGUGCCCAGAGAGCUUAGACACGGCUGGUGGCGUAUAACGGACGCCGGCGAGCUGAACGCGGUGGUCCGCGCGCUGCACCCGCGCGGCGUACGCGAGCGCGAGCUGCACGCCGCGCUCACGCACAACUCGCUCGCGCUCAACGACAAGUUGAAUUCAGAGAAGAACGACGUACUGCAUUUGGAAGCUACUCCAACCGGCGACGUAACGGCCGACCAGGACUACCCACCGCCCGAUUUGCCGAAUUCAUUCUGCGCGACCACCGCGCGACGUGUCGACAUGCAGUUAUUGGCGAUGGUGGAAGCUCUAGAAGAGAGGGUGGCUGCGGCCUCGAUGCAAGUGAAGGGCUGGCGCCCCUCGCGCCUCCCCCUACCCGAGGAGGCGACCGGGGCGGAAAUCGUGGCCAGGGCGAGGCACAAGCUGGCGUCUGUUGAGGCACACAUCGAGAGGAGAUACCUCAAACCGCCUUUGGUACAAAGCACAACAGAAGCCACGUUAGGGGCAGUUUUGCAAGGGGAACACGGCAACGCAUCUGCUACUUCACCUCAAAACUCCGACGCGAGCGAAGGGAAAGACAACAAGGGCAUAGCGCGCGGCUUGGCGACGUGGCGGGAGGCCGUGGCGCGCUGCAACACCUCGGCGCAGCUGGCCAUGCUGCUGCAGGCGCUGGAGGCGGCGGUCGCGUGGGACAAGAGCAUCAUGAAAGCCAAUUGUCAGUUCUGCCUGUCUGGCGACAACGAAGGUCAGUUACUGCUCUGCGAUGGUUGCGACAAAGGGUACCAUACCUAUUGUUUCAAACCGCGCAUGGAGAAGAUUCCCGAGGGCGACUGGUACUGCUGGGAAUGCGUGAACAAAGCGCGUGGCGAGCGGGUGUGCAUCGUGUGCGGUGGCGCGUCGGCCGGGCGCACCAUCCCGUGCGCGCUCUGCGUUCGCGCCUACCACCAGGACUGCCACUACCCGCCACUCCUCAAGAAUCCGCGAGGCAAAUGGUAUUGCUCUCAGUGCAUUUCUCGAGCGCCCCCUAAGAAGCCGCGCAAUGCGAAAAAACGAGACAGCAAACAAAAGGACAACAGUAUAGAUCUUGACCAGAGCAUGGUACCAAGCCCAGCGGCGUCGCAGGCGUCGACGUCCACCACGGCGGAGGAGUGCACGGCGAGCGUCCUGCACACGCCCGAGAAGCACGACGAGCGCGACGAGCCGCUCGCCGAGCCGGAGAACGGACUGAACCACCACCCCGUAAUGGAGCUGUCAGAUGACGGUCCUCCGCCAGAAAAACGGCGAGCUCUGCAGUUCAGCAGCAACGGCGCCCUACAACACGAUGAACCGGACCUUGAUGGGGAGGACAUCAGUUCGGAAAAUUUACCUUUGCUGUCACGUGCAAAGAAAGAGAAAACUAGUGCCAAAAAACAACUGAAAGAAUUACAGUUUUGCAAGAAUCUUCUGUGCGAAAUGGAGUGCCACGAGCACGCGUGGCCAUUUCUAGUGCCGGUUAAUACAAAGCAGUUUCCGCAGUACCGCAAGGUGAUCAAGUGUCCCAUGGACCUCUCAACCAUCAAGCGGAAGCUGCAUGAUGGAUGCUACAAGUGUAAAGAGGAGUUCGCUUCCGACGUGCGGCUUAUAUUCAGCAACUGCGAGGUGUUCAACGAGGAUGACAGUCCAGUCGGCCGAGCGGGUCAUAGCAUGCGGCAGUUCUUCGAGGCGCGUUGGCCGCACGCA
This is a messenger RNA of Iphiclides podalirius (scarce swallowtail), 7920 nucleotides long. Lineage: Eukaryota; Metazoa; Arthropoda; Insecta; Lepidoptera; Papilionidae. The record is from the annotation of a GenBank genome assembly.